UUAAUCUAAACACAUUGAAUCGAUACCUAAUCAAAUUAGUUAUGGAAAAUUCCAAGAAACUAUUUGUUUGCUUCUUGUUAGCAAUCGGAGUUGGUUUGAGCAGUGCUUGUAAUGGAUAUAAGGCACGUUUGGUGAAAAUGGAGAAUUGCGGUGGAGCAGAUCAGGUAUUGAAGAUUGAUCCUAAUGUGACCGUUUCCUUGACCAAGAAUUGUGAAAUUGCCGUGAAAGGAUGCGCAGAGACAACUGGUUUUAAAACUUGUACGGUGAAAUACACGAUUUUGAAGAAUGGAAAUCGCAUCACAAGCGGUAAUACCGACGUGUGCUCCGAAUUGCAGAAAGAUUCGAAAGGAGUUGCAACGGCACUGAUGUCAUUCGGCUUACCGAAAAAUUGCCCCGUUGAUAAGAUGCGCCAAUGUUCCGAUGGAUCUCAGAAAAUUGACAUCUCGAAGCAUAAGUCUCUUAUGCCCCUGGCUAUGGGAAAUAUUGACAUAUCUAUCGAUGCAACCCAUGACACGGGAAAAUCUUGCUUGCACGCUGUAUUGAACAUUGACGUGCAAUUCUGCUAUCAGUUGGCAGAUCUGUGUCACUCAAGCAAUGGAUACAAAAUGAAUUUGAUCUCGGUGAUGAACUGCGCCGAAAAUAAUGUACUUAUGGUAGAUCAGAACCUUACGGCUACUUUAAGCAAAGACUGCUUUUUGACAACGAUUGGCUGUAUUUCGUCCAAGGGAUUCAAGGAGGCAAAGGUGAACUAUACCGUUAGCAAGAAUGGAAAUGUAUUGUUAAGUGGAAAUCCCGACCUUUGCAGUGCAUUGGAUCAUAAGACCAAGGAACAAAAGGAAAAAUUGGAAAUGUUUGGUAUACCCAGUGAUUGCCCAGUGCCAGAAGGUCGCAAAUGUAUGGAUGGAUCGAAAAAGGUCGACAUUUCAAAGUUCAAGAAUAUGUUGCCCAUGGCUGCCGGUAGAAUCACCGUUCGCGAUGAAAUUACACAUGAUACGGGCAAAACAUGUGUUGAAAUCAAGUUCGAAGUUUCCAAAUAAGCUACUGACUCUACCACUGCGACAUACGGAUCAAUACGAUGGACUUGCGAUAAUUUCUUUUCAACUAGCGUGUGUGUGAUCAAAAUAAUAUUUUCCGAAAUAUUCAAAAUAUGAAUC
Messenger RNA from Sitodiplosis mosellana (orange wheat blossom midge), 1154 nucleotides. RefSeq lists its product as uncharacterized. The transcript has 11 exons. The record is from RefSeq and is a predicted model, not a curated record. NCBI's taxonomy places the organism in Eukaryota, Metazoa, Arthropoda, Insecta, Diptera, Cecidomyiidae. Bases 42 to 1037 code for a protein of 331 amino acids.